Molecule: messenger RNA, 489 nt
Organism: Arthroderma uncinatum
Lineage: Eukaryota; Fungi; Ascomycota; Eurotiomycetes; Onygenales; Arthrodermataceae
Exons: 1
Coding region: 1-489 (162 amino acids)
Source: RefSeq, a predicted model, not a curated record
AUGGCCUCCGGGCUCAUUUUCGAUUACCGCUCGCUCCUGCAAACUGCUCCCCUCAUUACCUCUACUUGCACACUCUGGUUCUCUCUUGACCAGGAUUUCUUCUUGGAUAUCUUCCUCCACUCUGACCAUCGCACUCGCAGCAAUGAAAUCUUACCAUCCUAUUUCCGCGUCUUUUUCCGCCACGGUGUCGUACGCGUACUCAGUCUUCUUACGUUGACAAUGUCAGCAGGCGGAUAUAAUAUCUUCAUGGACGGGCAGAUAAAUAAGACGUCGUUGAAAUGGUAUACAGCUGGCACACUGUUCGCGGCCAGCCAUCUCCUCUUCGUGCCGGCUAUUGCGCCCAGGGUUCAGGCUGUCGUCGAGGACACAUCCCACGGAUCUUCAACUAAAGAUCUCAAAGACUGGCUAGCAAUCAACCGCGUGCGUACCUGGACGGUAGACCUGGCUGCACGGGCCUGUUUCCUGGUUGGGCUUUCGAUUGUUGAGUGA